This is a messenger RNA of Rhododendron vialii, 1388 nucleotides long. Its product is annotated as biotin--protein ligase 2. Bases 1 to 1149 code for a protein of 382 amino acids. Gene Ontology annotation, cellular component: cytoplasm. The record is from RefSeq and is a predicted model, not a curated record. The transcript has 10 exons. Gene Ontology annotation, molecular function: biotin--[biotin carboxyl-carrier protein] ligase activity. Gene Ontology annotation, biological process: protein modification process. Lineage: Eukaryota; Viridiplantae; Streptophyta; Magnoliopsida; Ericales; Ericaceae.
AUGCCUUUCAACUCCAAAUACUACUUCACCCCCAACCUCCUCCACUUUCUCUCUCUAAAAAACUCUCUCUCCGCCUUCCCUCCCCCAAGACUCCUCCUCUCUACGCAUAAUAAGAACCACCCUCUCACUUCCCCACUCUCUCUAUCUCAAUCUGUCCCAGCUAUGGAUUCACAAUCGCCUUGUCGGCUCGUAUUGUGCGGAAAAUCAUCUGCUGAGAAGGAAUUGGCUAAGUCUAUUAAGGACAGUAAGGCUUUGAAACUCCCCGACAAUGCCCAACUCGAGAUUGUUCUGCACUCCGAUACCGAAACCCCCGUUGAGGAGAAUUGUUUCCGGCACGAUUCGUUUUUAAGUUCCCUUUCGACCACUCGGUUCGGAAGGUUCUUGAUUUGGUCUCCGCGGUUGCCGUCAACUCACGACGUGGUUUCGCACAAUUUCUGCGAGCUUCCUGUUGGGACAGUGUGUGUUGCUGAUGUUCAGUUUAAAGGCCGAGGUAGGUCACAGAAUAUGUGGGAAUCUCCAAGGGGUUGCCUUAUGUUUUCCUUUACCAUACAAAUGGAAGAUGGUCGAGUGGUGCCUCUUGUGCAGUAUGUAGUGUGUCUUGCCAUGACAGAGGCAAUAAACGAUGUCUGUCACAAAAAUGGCAUACCUUAUCUUCAUGUUAGAAUAAAGUGGCCCAAUGAUCUGUACUUGAACGGCCUUAAAGUGGGAGGCAUUUUAUGCACAUCAACUUAUAGAUCAAAGAAGUUCAAUGUCAGUGCUGGAAUAGGCUUGAAUAUUGAUAAUGAGCAACCUACAACCUGCUUGAAUGCAGUGCUGCAAAAAUUGACUUCUAUUUCAUACCAACUACAGAGAGAAGAUAUUCUUGCAGCUUUCUUUAACAAAUUUGAGGAUCUUUUUGAUCUUUUCAUUGAUAAAGGGUUUCAACCUCUCGAGCAGCUGUACUAUCAGGCAUGGCUACAUAGUGGGCAGAGAGUAAUUGUACAAGAGAAGGAUGACAAUCAAUUAGUAGAAAAUGUAGUCACUGUUCAGGGUUUAACAUCAUCAGGAUACUUGUUAGCUGUCGGUGAAGGCGGUCAAAUGUGUGAGCUUCAUCCAGAUGGCAAUAGUUUUGACUUCUUCAAAGGCCUAGUCAGGAGGAAAUUGACCUGAAGAAAAUUCAAAGCACCUCAGAGCCAUUUGUUGGAGGCAAUCCUCAUCCACUUCCAUGUGCAAAGCUGGGUUUAUGUAAAUAUUCUCUUGUUCUCAGGUACAUGGUCAAUUUAUUCGCUCCUAUACAUUCCCAGUCAAAUGAGAUCUGGGUCAAACUCAAUUAGUUCUGUCCUUGAUCUAUUCAGAAUAAACCCAUUGAUUAUGGCUAUUAUACAAAUUGUCCUACAAUUGCUGGAAUA